This is a messenger RNA of Didymosphaeria variabile, 888 nucleotides long. RefSeq lists its product as uncharacterized. Bases 1 to 888 code for a protein of 295 amino acids. The record is from RefSeq and is a predicted model, not a curated record. The transcript is spliced from 2 exons. NCBI's taxonomy places the organism in Eukaryota, Fungi, Ascomycota, Dothideomycetes, Pleosporales, Didymosphaeriaceae.
AUGCAGCUUCUCACACUUCUUGCUUGCCUGAUCGGCAGUCUGCACUAUGCAGAAGCUGCCGGAAAGACGCACAUCUAUAUUGACCAAGUACCCAUCUACACGAAGCUCGCAUCAUGCGCACAGGACCGGAUCAGUGCGAUCGUGCGCGCCCAAGCCUCUGGAUGUGGAGACGACACACAAUUGACAUCUUUCGCCUGCUUCUGCAUUGACUCAAGUCGCCAGUUCGCGUCAAUCAUAUCGACAGCUGUUGAAAAUCAGUGCAGCAGUGCCGCAACUGAGGCCGCAUUGACGGCAAGACAUGCUGUUGUGCAAACACCAGUACACCAUGUCAGGGCGAGAGCUACAGUCACUCCUGCGCCCACAUCCACAGGAGCUGUUGCAGGGGAUGUUCAGAGUGCUCUGGAAGCGUUCGAUAGCUAUUGCGCAAAGAGCACGGAGUUGACCAGAUUCCAACAGUCGGCCACAGGCAGCAUUACGGAGGCGCCUAAGACCGUCUUCGUCACACCAUCUUCGUCGUCAUCUGCGGCUGCAUCGUCAUCGGCAGCUGCAGACGCAUCGGAGAAGAAGAACAGCACACCAGUCGCGGCGAUUGUCGUGCCCCUGAUCCUCAUUCCCCUCGCCUUAGGUGUUGCGCUAUGGUUCUUCUUGCGAUACCGUCGGCAGCAGCGCGACUUCGGCAAUAAGCUGCAGGACCUGCAAGCCGAUACUGCAGUCGCCCGAACCUAUCCCGUCGCGAUUGGCGAUCAAAAAAUGCCCCCGCAAUAUGGAACCGAGCUGUACGCCGCACAACACAGAUUCGAGAUGCCACUGAACCAGAACCCUGCAGUGGAGCUGGAUGCAGGAGCAGGAUGGACACCCAAGAAGGACGAGAAAUUGGGCUCGAUAUGA